CCGCAAUUUGGGCUCAUACCAUCAAGGCAAUCUCCUACGACUGGCGGCAAAAUGAGCGCCGCAGAAAUUGACCUCUAUGAGGUUCUACAAAUCUCCAAAAGCGCCACCAAGGCCGAGAUCAAAAAGGCAUAUCACAAGGCCGCUCUCUCGUCACAUCCCGACAAAGUGCCUGUAGAACAACGAGAAGAGGCAGACGCCAAAUUCAAGUCCGUCUCCCAGGCUUAUGAAAUCCUCAGCGAUGACGACUCGCGCGCAAUGUACGAUCAACACGGCAUGGCUGCCUUCGAGAAAGGCCCAGCGGGAGGAGGAGCAGGUCCCGAUCUCGACGAUAUUCUAGCUCAAAUGUUUGGCAUGGGCGGCGGCGGCGGGAUGGGCGGUGGGAUGCCCGGCGGAGCAGGACCACGGAGGAAGCGAGGAAAAGGACGGAACGAGAUGCAGCAAUACGAAGUCACUUUGGAGGAACUGUACAAGGGCAAGACGACGAAGUUUGCGAGUACGAAAAACGUGAUAUGCGGCAAUUGUGAGGGCCGCGGAGGGAGGGAAGGCAAAAAGGCCAAAACGUGCGAUACUUGCAAAGGCCGUGGUACACAGACACGAUUACAACCUGUCGGACCUGGAAUGGUUACGCAACAGACCGUCGAGUGUUCGACGUGCAGUGGACGAGGCCAAUUCUACGCGGAUAAGGACAAGUGUAAGAAGUGCAAAGGUGCAAGAACAAUCAAGCAAAAGAAGAUACUGGAGCUGUAUAUCCCUCGAGGUUCACGAGAAGGAGAGCACAUUAUCCUGGCAGGAGAGGCAGAUCAGGACCCUAAUGACGAAGAGCCUGGGGACAUCAUAUUCGAGCUGGUCGAGGAGCAACACCAAACCUUCAAUCGCGCUGGCGCCGACCUUCACGCAGAACUCGAAAUUAGUCUAGCAGAAGCGCUGACAGGCUUCAACCGCGUGGUCAUUACACAUCUGGACGGGAGAGGACUUCAGCUUCAUGUUCGACAGCCCGAAGGCAAAGUUUUACGGCCAGAUGAAAUCCUCAAAAUUCAAGGUGAAGGUAUGCCAAUCAAGCGAUCAGACCACAAGGGCGAUCUGUAUCUGUCUCUCAAGAUCAACUUCCCCGAGAAUGGUUGGCUCAAGGACCAAGCUGCCGUCGACCGUGUCAAGGCAGUCCUCCCGCAGCCUCAAGCCAAUCCUGCUGGAGGCUUUGGGGAGCUCAAGCCGGGACAGACUCCAGAAGUCAUCGAUGAAAUCCAUGACUUCGAGGUCGUGGAUACGAUGGAAGGCUUUGGCGCUGGAUCGGAUGACCCACGAGCAGGGGCUGGUGAGUGGGAAGAAGAGGAGGAUGGCCCACAAGGGGCGCAGUGCGCGCAGCAAUAGCCGUAGGUCGUGACAAGUGGAAACGAGAAUGAAGGGACGCUGGCGAACUUCGUAUGCUAGAAGAGUAUAAUGUCGCUCCGGAGUCAGCCAGUGGCAAAGUAUGAUAUCAAAAAGCCACCACCCUGUCCGGAGGCAGCAAAACUUGGCAAGGCUUGCCUCUGGCGGCUGCACGGAUUCGAGAUCGGAUGGAACCUUGGGGGAAAGGGCUUCAUGGGAACACCAUGGAAGUCUGUCGUUCCCUUCUCGAGGCGCAAAAAAUAGCGACCCUCCUAGGUGCAGAGAAGUGAAAAGCAGAGCGGAGUGGAGCAGAGCAGAGAGAGCAAAGCGAAGCGAAGCCGAUUAGUGGGCGUGUCGUGCACGGCCUGGCCCUGGCCCUGGCCAUGAAAAGAAAGCAUAGGUACCUGACCUACCUUAUGCUGAAAUAAUCUCAGCUACCUACAUGAGAGUACAGUGCAAAAAUGAGGUGUGCAUGCAUAUACAUAUGAUGAAUCACGAUGAGCACUCUUAUGAGCUUCACAUGUUCAUUCGAGUACAAUCUCUUCCAUUCGGCCAAGACUUGAAGUGCAAAUGCC
This is a messenger RNA of Sphaerulina musiva SO2202, 1940 nucleotides long. RefSeq names its product DnaJ-domain-containing protein. The coding region runs from base 52 to 1368 and encodes 438 amino acids. Gene Ontology annotation, biological process: protein refolding; response to heat. NCBI's taxonomy places the organism in Eukaryota, Fungi, Ascomycota, Dothideomycetes, Mycosphaerellales, Mycosphaerellaceae. Gene Ontology annotation, cellular component: cytoplasm. The transcript is spliced from 3 exons. Gene Ontology annotation, molecular function: ATP binding; Hsp70 protein binding. The record is from RefSeq and is a predicted model, not a curated record.